GUGGUUGUAUCACUUUAUGGCUAAGUUGAAAAAUUGAGAAGCUGAAAGCUACACCACCAGCGCUGACCACUCUGACUGAUUUUCAGCUUGUCAACAUAUGAAUGUUGCCUAAUACCAACAAAUGGCAUAUCAAAUGAAAGCUUUCAGUCUAGGCUUUACAUCCACAUUAUACUGCUUAGCUUGAAUCCAUCUGUCUGGCAGUCAGCAGGCCAAACAUCUCUGUCAGGUAUCAGGGUCUCAUAUAUAAAAGUCUGUCUGUUAUUAUAGUUGCCUGCUUUGGCCAGCUAGCUUACAGAUGCCCUUUACCUGCCCAGCCAGGCUCUCAGAAGCAAUAGAAAGUGGUUGUAUUACUUUAUGGCUAAGUUGAAAAAUUGAGAAGCUGAAUGCUGCACCACCAGCGCUGACCACUCUGACUGACUUUCUGCUUGUCAAAAUAUGAAUAUUGCCUAAUACCAACAAAUGGCAUAUCAAACGAAAGGUUCCAGUCUAGGCUUUACAUCCACAUUAUACUGCUUAGCUUGAAUCCAUCUGUUUGGCAGUCAGCAGACCAAACAUCUCUGUCAGGUAUCAGGGUCUCAUAUAUAAAAGUCUGUCUGGUAUUAUAGUUGCCUGCUUUGGCCAGCAAGCUUACAGAUGCUCUUUACCUGUCCAGCCAGGCUCUCAGAAGCAAUAGAAAGUGGUUGUAUCACUUUAUGGCUAAGUUGAAAAAGGCAGUAUAUUCAAUGAAGUUAGCCCUCAGUGAGUCUGAAAACCUAAGAGGCAGGAUUAGAAUGCCAUAUUAGGGUUGCUGAAGCAGUGCUCUCAUGGCGUAGCUGGUAAUGUGCUACCUUUGAAGCAUAAGGUUUGUAGUUCAAGUCCCACAGGUGACACCUAGUAUUUUCUCUUUAGGAAUCAUUUUUUUAUCUUAGUAGAUAGGACUCACUUAUAUUAUAACACUCUGAUUAUAGCACAAGCAAAAUAAAGAUCAAUAAAGCUCAGUGAGGGAUAGAGGUGAUAUUAACCUUCCAGUCAGCUGCUGAGCAUACAGUCAGUUAGUCUGCCACCUGCUGCACCACCAGCGCUCACUGACUGACUGUCAGCCUGUCACCCUGUGCUAUUGCACAGCUGUGAUUGGCUGUGGGCUGUUUCCACUUCCUGAAUUGAGUAUAAAACUCUGGCAUUGGAUGGCAGACACACACUGUCUUGUGCCUUUGAGAGUAGUACACAUCAAUCAAACUGUCUGAAAUGCAGCCUGAACAAAAGAAGUAAGUACUGUGUAUGACAAAUUAUAUCUGAUGUGUAUCUUUUCUUUAAGCAGUUUGUCAUUUCACGUGAAAUUAGUCCUUAAAUAGAUUUGAUCAUUUCAGGCUGUGGUAAAUAUGCUAAAUUUGUUACACCCACAUUAUACUGCUUAGCUUGAAUUUAUCUGUCUGGCAGUCAGCAGGCCAAACAUCUGUGGUAUGUGGCUGUGGUAAAUAUGCUAAAUUUGUUUGCCUACCUCCCUACACAGCGACAAGGACAGAAGAAUUGUCCACUGCCGUUUAUGCCAUAAACCCCAAGACAGUUUACCAACUCAUCUUGCAAGGGUCUGUAUGAAAAUGGCAUCUCCAGAGGAGCGACUGGAGGAGAUUAAAAAAGCAAAAGAGUCCACAAAAGUCUGGACCCGGAAUGGCCGCAACUGGGACUACAAAAAACUAUGUGAGUAUUUCCCCCAUAAGGCCUGCCGGUGGACCUUGGUCCGUCUUCUGCGGGAGAACGACUUUUAUGUUGAUAAUGCACCUUUGUCGGACGACAUGGAGAAUGAUGAUGAUGAUGAUGAAGUUCCAACCACCAGUGGUCUCAGCAGCAGGUAGUGAGACUAUUCUUUUCUUUUGUUUUAGAAGACAUAGCACACAGAAGCAAACCUUAAACUUUUUAAUGCUUGAAUUCCUGUUGUCACCUGUAGUGUUAAUGCCAGAGGGACCUCUGAGGGGCCAGCAGAGUCAGCCACUAUGCCUAAUGAUGUCCCUGCAACAACAGGCUCAGGCUCAGAAAGAGAGGAAGAGGAUGACUCAUCUGACCUGACAUGGCAAAACUCUGCAUUCCCUGAUUAUAAAGGUGUUCGGUGCACAAUGCAGGAGAUGGGACUCUAUGAAAAAUUUCCCACAGAAAAUGCCACCCUGCAAGCUUUUAAGCAACAGCUUAUUGAGAAAUUUGAAUAUCUGAACUGUCAACAGGAGGUAGACAAUGUCUCCAGGAUGCUGCGAUUCAUGCAGCCUAAAGGUGAAGAUAUAGACUAUGGUUUUUUGACCAAAAGCACUGAAACACAGGACUUUAUUAUGAGUCUUAAGAAGGCCACACUCAAACCUGCAACAAUUUUAAAUUACAUAAAGAGCAUGAUUAGGUUUGUGACAUUCCUGAAAAGCAGACAUUACUUUGACACCGAGCAACAUUCCCGCUGUGACCUGUAUAUGAGCUUCCUGAAUGACCUCAGGAAGCCAGUGUCCAAGGCCCAUACAAAAGUGGUGAACAGAACACGGUCAGUAAUUUACUACUAAAUUCUUAACAAUGACACAUUACAUUUCAUCCCGCUACACUGGCUGUUGGGAAAGUUACAAUUUUCAACUGAUGGUUUAGUUAGUAUUUCCAUUGCAGAUACAAACGUUUGAUGGACGGGCAAAGGUCACUCUCCCAGUGUGUGAGGAUUUUGCAUGAAAGCAAACCUUAGAUGCUUGGCGUCUAUGCAAACCUCCAGGAAGAUUAUUAUUAUUAUUAAUAAUAUUAUUAAUAUUCCUAAUAUCCCUAAUAUUAAUAUUCCUUCCUAUUAUUAAUAGGAAGAUUGAGGAAAAGGUUCUGUUCAGAUACUACUGUGAGGCCAUUCUUAUUUUUGGCCAUUUUCAGAGGCCUGGAGCUGUUGAGGGCUUCAAAAUUGAAGAGUGGCUGAAUCGAAAGAGACUGCCACUUAUCAAGUUGCCUCAAUAGCAGUCACAGCAGAGGAAGAAGCUAUGCUAGAGGCCUACUUUGAACACGUGCGCCCGCAUUUUGUUAAACAAGACGUAGACGACAAGGGGAGGUUCUUUUUAAGCAAAACUGGAAAAACCCUUUGCAGUGCCACAAAUGAUAUGGCCCGUUUUUACGAACACUUCAAGCUCCCAAACAUAACAAGUCAGGAGCUCAGGAGGGUCAUAGUAACAACGGUUUCCUCAAUGUUCUCAGAAGAACAAAAGGACAAGUUUGCUCAUUAUAUGGCCCACACCACCGCUGUUGCCAAGGCCCAUUAUAGGAUGAAAACAGCUGAAGAAACUGUAGCCACUGCUAACGUUCUGGCCAGUUUAACAGCUUACAGCUCCUCAGAUGAGUCAAACGAAAAACCAUCCAAAAAGAAAAGAGGAGCCAGCAUUGAUGAGGACACCCUUCAAGAUGUCAGGAAGGACUUCGCUGAGUUUUUGGAGGUCUUUCCAGUCACCCUCAAUGGUAAGCCUCCGUCAAAACUGGCGAGGAUAAAUGCAGGGUUUCCAGUGGACAGAACGUUUUACGAUAAGUGGCGGAUCGCCCAGUUCCAAAACAGAGAAGACCAUCUGCUGUCCAAAUGUUACAGGCGGCAGCCCACAGCGGCCAAAAUAAAAAAACUAAUUGAAUCUGAGGGAUGGACUGCAAAUUACCCAUCCCCAGAAACAAUAGUCCAAAAAUGGAGACCACCCAAAAAAAUAGACGUCGAAACAGAUGACAACAUCAGACGAUGUAUAGAACUGCAAAAAUGGUCAGGGGUGGCCAUAAAAACAUUUGAGGACAACCGCGGACAAGGUGUUGUUGCAACAAAGAACUUCCUAAAAGGCUCAAUCAUUUGUGAUUAUCAUGGUGAACUCAUCACCAGUGAGGAAGGCCACCAGAUUUUAAAAAGUUCAAAUGAUCACAUGGGCUACCUGUUCUUCUUCACUGCUGGCAGCAGGCGUCUGUGCAUCGAUGCACAGACACACCCCUGCAAAUGCCAUCCUAAACAUGGAAACAGUUGGAAGAAAAAUUAAUCAUUCUCGAAAAAAUCCUAACCUCAAACCUUUCCACUGUAACAUACAGUUCGCUAAUGAGAACAAAGAUACAUUGCUCUUAGUUGCUACAAAAGAUAUUAAAGUAGGAGAGGAGUUUAGGUUCGACUAUGGGGUGAACAGAAAGUCAUUCUGCGGAGAGGGACUGGACCUGGAAUGGCUGGACGAUUGACUGUGUAAAAAAAAAACAAAAAACAAAACUGACAUUCUUUGUUUUUGGCACAUAUUCUUUUUAAUGUCACAAGCCUUUCUUUUAAACUUGUUUUUAUUUACUGUUUUUAUUGUGUAUAGUGAUGCUUGUAUACUUCCAAGUUGUUUAAAUUUUUCUAGUGUGGUGAUAUUUUCCUUUUUAUUUAGAUUAUUCCAGUGUGGUUUGUGGUAGUUUUUUUAGAUUAUUCAAGUGUUGUGUGUAUUUAUUGUUUUAAUAUUCGUGUGGUGUGUUGUAGUUUUUUAGAUUAUCCCAGUGUGGUUUCUUGUAUUUAUGUUUUAAUGUCUGUUCAUUAAUGAAAAUAACAAAAAAUUGUGAAUAAUAUCAUAUUUCACUCUCAAUCACUUUGUCACUCUUAAAAAUUGAGAAGCUGAUAGCUACACCACCAGCGCUGACCACUCUGACUGACUUUCAGCUUGUCAACAUUUGAAUGUUGCCUAAUACCAACAAAUGGCAUAUCAAAUGAAAGCUUUCAGUCUUGGCUUUGCAUCCACAUUAUACUGCUUAGCCUGUACAAAGCCCUAAAGUUCAAUCUUAUGAAGAUACCAAGCCAAGCAGGUCACUGUGCCUGUCCGUUUGUGUGCAAACUGGCAGACUUUGCACAGCCUCGGACACCAGCGCCUGUCAGAUCCUCACACUCUGAAGGAGCUUACAGAUGCUCCUGUCUGCCUAGCCCCUCUUUUAAAAGCAAUAGAACAUAAAAAAAAAUCACUUCAUGGCUGAGGUCAAAUAUUGAGAAGCUGAUAGGCGCACCACCAGCGCUUACCACUCUGACUGACUGUCAGCUUCUCAACCUAUGAAUGGUGGUAUUAGAACGGCAGUCUCUCAGCAGGACAAGGGAACACA
Molecule: messenger RNA, 5055 nt
Organism: Betta splendens (Siamese fighting fish)
Lineage: Eukaryota; Metazoa; Chordata; Actinopteri; Anabantiformes; Osphronemidae
Exons: 9
Coding region: 2964-3983 (339 amino acids)
Source: RefSeq, a predicted model, not a curated record